AUGGGUGAAUUGAACGUUGACGGAUAUGCUAUAGGUCAACUGGGACAAGCUGGUUGCGAAGGCACUCUCCGUCAUGCUAAAGUGAAUGGUUGCCAGGUCAAAUGGACUUGGCAUAGAAGAAUGGUGUGGAGCUUAUUAAUGGUGAUAUCGAGAUCUUGGUUAAGCAUUUACUCAAGGAGGGUAAUAGCUGUGUUGAAUGGCUUGCCAACCCACAAAUCACAAUGUCAUCGUCUUCAACACACACACACAGUACAGAUAGUGAUCCAACAUCUUAAGAACUCGCUUUCUUCCACGCUCGACUUCUUCCGGCCUCUUGCCGGCCGCCUUGAGGUUGUUCCCCAAGACGGCAACUAUGAUGCCUUUUCCGUCUUCAUCACUUGCAACGACGCCGGAGCAAGCUUUGUUCAUGCCAUUGCAGAGAACACUACAAUUGCCGACAUCCUUGAACCCACUUAUGUUCCUCCAAUUGUUGAUUCCUUCUUCCCACUUAGCAAAUCCAAGAACUUGGAAGGAACUCGAAUCCCAUUGACGGCGGUUCAAGUUACAGAGCUUGUGGAUGGCAUCUUCAUCGCUUUAUCAACAAAUCAUUGUCUUGCUGGUGUGAAGCCAUUCUGGUAUUUUUGGAAUACCUGGGCAGAGAUCUCUCGAUAUGGUUUAAACCAUACAAGGUCGAAUUCAAAUCUCGCUUCAUUUCAACGGUGGUUCCCUCAUGACAAUAAUAAACGACCCGUACAAAUCCCAUUCAGAGAGAUAACACGGAAUUUUCUUGAUGAAUCAGAUGAUUCUGAUCUUCUGCUGCCUCCUAUUUCUAAGAGGAUCUUUCACUUGAAAAGAGAAAAAAUUGAUGAACUCAAAGCAAAAGCUAACUCAGAGGUAGAGGAUGGUGGCUUCAUCAACAAAAUCUCCUCUUUACAAGCUGUUAUCAGCCAUGUUUGGAGAUCUGUGAUCAGAAACCAACAACAUCGUCUUGAUCCAGAAGAAGAGGUCAUCUACAGAUUCCACAUAGCUGCUGGACCCAGAAUUUCUCACCCACCUAUACCAGACAACUACUUUGGAAUCACUGCUCAAUUUGCUAGGGUGAUUAUGAUAGAAGACGGAGGCCAUGGGAAGUUCGCUUUGGAGAUGAAUAAGAUGAUAUCCUCAUACACAGAAGAAAAGAUCAAGAGGGACUUUUAAGCUUGGGUACAAAAUCCAACAAUGCAUUUACAGAGUGGCCCAAUAGGGAAGGUUAUGGGAACCGGAAGCUCUCCGAGGAGCAACUAUUAUACCUUUGACUUUGGUUGGGGAAGACCGGUGGUGGCUCUCAACGGCCCCGCCGAUAGAAAGAUGUGGAACUUGGCAGUUGAUGCCGGAGAAGAAGAAGGUAGCUUCGACGUUGAGCUAUGCUGUUCCUAUGAGAUACUUGAAGCAGUAUCAAAAGACCUUAAGUUCAUGCAUGGGGUGUCACCGCCGCCCCAUAAACUAACUAGCUUUAUGCAAUGCUUUUUUUUUUUUUUUU
Molecule: messenger RNA, 1498 nt
Organism: Prosopis cineraria
Lineage: Eukaryota; Viridiplantae; Streptophyta; Magnoliopsida; Fabales; Fabaceae
Product: protein ENHANCED PSEUDOMONAS SUSCEPTIBILITY 1-like
Exons: 3
Coding region: 1-1176 (391 amino acids)
Source: RefSeq, a predicted model, not a curated record